Molecule: messenger RNA, 1236 nt
Organism: Metarhizium robertsii ARSEF 23
Lineage: Eukaryota; Fungi; Ascomycota; Sordariomycetes; Hypocreales; Clavicipitaceae
Product: tlh5
Exons: 1
Coding region: 1-1236 (411 amino acids)
Biological process (GO): double-strand break repair via homologous recombination
Cellular component (GO): chromosome; nucleus; cytoplasm
Molecular function (GO): 3'-5' DNA helicase activity; four-way junction helicase activity
Source: RefSeq, a predicted model, not a curated record
AUGACGACCAAGCGGUUGAUCGUGGCGACCAAUGCAUUGGGUUUAGGGAUCAACGUGCCAGAUGUACGGUUCGUGAUCCAUGUAGGUAUACCGUACCAGGUCCGGGCAUUCGCACAGGAAAGUGGACGGUUGGGUCGGGAUGGCAGGCAGGGCACAUCGACCAUAAUUUGCAAGGCAAUGAAGGGGCAGCAAGGGUUUACACAAGCAGCCCAGAGCGUUCGAGAUGAAGAGAUGGUGGAAUAUAUACGAGGGACACGGUGCCGACGAUUUGUGUUGGACAAGGCAAUGGACGGACGCAUACGAGAGGGUGGAUGCCAGGACGACGAAGAGAUGUGCGACGUAUGUAUUCGAGGCGGGCACGUACAAGAAAGCAACGUUAUGGCAAUCCGGCAAAUGAUGGGUCCGGAAAGCAUAACCAACGAGGCCACAGACGAGGAAGGGAAUGGAACAGAGCAUGACCGAGAGCAUAAAAGGCGCCGAAUAGAGGAAAACAGAGCAGUUCAAGUUGGUGGUGCAUUACCAAGGGCACCAUCACCCGAGAGGGAGGGUUGGACGUUUGGCGACGACGAGGAAAAGGCACCACAAGAGCAGGUUGCAGAGAGAAGGGAAGGGGCAGAGGUUCAAGAAACCAGCAUGGAGAUAUACAUGCAGGAACGAGACCAGGAGUUUGCGAUUUGGAAGGAGAGCGAGAGGAUCCGAGAUAACACAUUAUUGACGGAGAUAUUCGAGAGGCAGUUGGCCAGUUGGAGCGAGGGUUGUAUAUAUUGCCGAAUGACCAGCGGCGAGGACGACCAUGAAGGGUUAUGCCCGUUAGAAGCACACGACAAGGGCGUUUUCGAGGGAAUUGAGAGAGGUGUGAAGCAAAUACAAGAAUGGAUGGGCCGAAAGGGAUCAUUCGAAAGGUAUUGUGGAUGUUGGGAAUGUGGAUUGCCAUAUCGAAUUUGCAACCGUUGGGAGGACAUAUAUGGAGAUGGUGGGAAAUUUCGACGGAUCGCAGGAGAACAGUGCCAAUAUCCAGAUAUCAUGGCGAAGGUCAUUGGCGCAGGGUUAUCAAGGGCAAGGGAUGUAUUGGAAUAUAUUUUCCGGCAGAUAGGCAAAACAGAAGAAGGAAAAGAGGUUGGGGUGGAUGAUUUGUUACGUAUUGGUGGACGCAGACGUAAAGAUUGGGGAGGAAUGGAGACGAAUGACAUGUGUGUUGGGAUGAGUAUGUUGAUGGAUUGGUUUGAUGAGGAUUAA